Lucilia cuprina (Australian sheep blowfly) is the source of this 4409-nucleotide messenger RNA. It is a transcript of the gene aop, whose product is annotated as ets DNA-binding protein pokkuri. Bases 885 to 3140 code for a protein of 751 amino acids. The transcript is spliced from 4 exons. The record is from RefSeq and is a predicted model, not a curated record. Gene Ontology annotation, molecular function: sequence-specific DNA binding; DNA-binding transcription factor activity, RNA polymerase II-specific. Gene Ontology annotation, biological process: cell differentiation; regulation of transcription by RNA polymerase II. NCBI's taxonomy places the organism in Eukaryota, Metazoa, Arthropoda, Insecta, Diptera, Calliphoridae. Gene Ontology annotation, cellular component: nucleus.
UCCGUUUAACGUCUAGGCGCACAUCAUGAUCAGCAUCAACAUCAUCAUCAUGAUCAUCAACAGCAGUCAGCAGCAACAUGAUCAUAAACACCAUAAACAUAACAACACGCAGGUAGUCGUCACAAGUUGAAGACAACAAAACAAAACAAAAAAACACACAUUAAAAGAAAUAUGUUGUUUUCUAAAGAAGAGGCACAAAGAAACCAGUAAAACUCUCUAAACACAUGUAUAUUUAAAUACUACAUACAGACAAGUAUUUAGUUAUACAUAUAUACAUACAUACAUAUAAAUAACUCCAUACCGAUCCCAGAUCAUUUGAGAUAUUUGAUGAUUUGUUUAGCUGUAGGGUAUAAGAUGUGUGUAUUGUUUAUGGGAUAUUAGGGCAGAACACUACACUGACAGCCAGCCAGUCAUCCAGCCAACAGAUUUUUCUUUUUUUUUUGAAAUGCCUUUUCAUGUUUUUUUGUGGCUGAUGAUGUUGUUGUAGCAUGAAUCAAUGUUCUUCUCCACCUCCACCACCACCACCAGCAGCAGCAGAAGCAACAUCACCAUCACUUCGAUUUUAUAUUGAAUUGUGAGAUCGUUGAGUCUGUGCUACACCCGUGUAUUGAGUUCAAGUGUGUUUUCAAUAAGAAUUUAAACGUUUAAAGAGCAACAUCAGCGUCAUUAUUGCUGCUUCAUCAUUACUUGUUCAAGAUUCUCAAUUUUUUUACCUCAUUUUAGUUUUAACGGAUAUAAUGUACUCUGCGUCUUGUUUAGUUCUUCCCUUUGCGCGUGUUUAACCAAAUCUCUAAACGUGAUUUGUGAUUGUCUUAUAGAUGUGGUCCGACGUUUUACAGCAAGAAGGAAAUAGUUAUUUUUAAAUUUGUUCAAAUAAAUUCAAAAUGAAAAUGCUUCCGGUACAAUUAUCGUUGAAUCCGCCAUUGGGUCUUUGGAGUGAUAUGUUAUGGCGUUGUCCACCAGCACCGCCUAGUCAAUUGGCCGAGCUAAAGACCCAAUUGCCGCCGUCUCUACCCUCAGAUCCCCGCCUGUGGAGUCGUGAAGAUGUGGCGGUAUUUUUGCAUUUCUGUGAGCGUGAAUUUGACCUGCCAAAAGUUGAUUAUGAUCUCUUUCAAAUGAAUGGCAAAGCCCUAUGCCUGCUCACACGUGCCGAUUUUGGUCAUCGUUGCCCCGGUGCCGGCGAUGUUCUACAUAAUGUACUGCAAAUGUUAGUGAUUGAAUCACAUAUGAUGCAGUGGCAUUUACCCAAUAGCCCUGUGACUCCCACUAGUCGCUAUCCCUUGUCGCCGCACAGUCAUCCACCCACACCCACUUGGCCCCCAAUAGGGCCACCAGAAAGUGCCUUUCAUCAAACCUCUCAUCUAACUCCACAUCAUUUUAUGACACCGAAUUCGGUGACAUUAAGUCCCCCGCCUUCAGUAGAUUCACAAGCCAGUAGCCCGCCUCAAAAUCAACAAGAUCAACAGAAUGGUUCUGCCACACAAUCUGCCAGCAAUAGCAGUAGUAGCAGCAGUAGCAGUUCUAGCAGUACUACCAGUUCUUCUUCUUCAAAUGCAGCCACAGCAGCCGCUGUUGGUUUAUCCACACCCAAUGCUUUUAGUGGUUUAAAGAAUAAUAACAACAACAAUAAUGCCAGUGGCCAACACUCCGAUUCCGAGGAGGAAAGUUAUUCAGAGCCACCCAAUGCUAAUAGCACAAUUGUUAAUUAUUCUAAUUAUCCUAGUGCCUCGGCUAUAGCUCAAUAUAAUAACAGUCCGCCUACAACCCCCAUUCUAAAAGACAUGCCACAAAGUCUUAAGCAACAAAUUAAAAAUACUUUUGUUAAUUCAUGGUCUCAACAACAACAACAGCAGCAACAUCAACAGCAGCAAUUGACUUUGGAACAGAAAUUACCACAGAGUGGUUCGGUGUCAGCACCUACAACACCUAGUUAUGUGCAACCCGUUAAAAGGGAAUUUUUCCCCGAUAAAACUGACAAUCGUUAUAUGCAACCAGUUAAACGUGAAUUCUUUCCGGAAAACACUGAACCCAAUACAAAUGGUCGUUUACUGUGGGAUUUUCUACAACAACUACUAAAUGAUCGCAAUCAAAAGUAUAGCGAUUUAAUAGCCUGGAAAUGUCGUGAUACUGGUGUUUUUAAAAUUGUCGAUCCUGCAGGGCUGGCCAAAUUGUGGGGCAUACAAAAGAAUCACUUAUCCAUGAAUUACGAUAAAAUGUCACGUGCUUUACGUUAUUAUUAUAGAGUGAAUAUUUUACGUAAGGUACAGGGCGAACGUCACUGUUAUCAAUUUUUGCGUAAUCCUACAGAAUUGAAAAAUAUCAAGAAUAUUUCCUUACUAAGACAAUCGGUCAAUCAGAAUCAGGGCAAUAAUGCUAAUAAUACAAACAACAACAACAAUAGCAAUAAUCUUGCUGGCAAUCAAAGCUCGUCAUCUGGUGGUCUACAAACAACAUCACCGUCUACAAAUGGUACAAAUUGGGCAAUGCCGGUUCAACAUUCAGCCCAACAGCAGCAACAACAACAGCAACAAACACCCCAACGUCCUACAUCAUCACAGCUCAAUAAUAGUAAUCAUUUAACCUUACCUAAUGGCAUAUCAACGGCUGCGGCUGCUGUAGCCGCUGCUGCAGCUGCUGCCUAUGGUCCACCGCCUUCUUCGCCCUUAUUUAUGCACGCUAUUAACGGUGCCUUCCAUUAUCUGUCUUCCAAUGGUGUACCACCAAAUUCACCUGCAGCUUUACCCACAACACCAAAUGAAAAAUUCCAAUUUAAUGUGGUCAAACCUGAACAAAAUCAACAACAAACAUCGCCACAAAACAAUAACAAUAACGAAGAAAUGAAACCCACAGACUUAAGUGUUACGGGUAGUAAUGGUAAUAGUGAAAAAAGACCCUAUUCCAGUCCCUCAGCUAAUGAUGAUUGUUUUCCAUUGAUACGCAAUGCUGAUGGCUUAACUACCAUUAAACUGAUACGUUAUAAUGAUAAUAAUGAAGCUAAUCAAGCUGCCCUUGCUAAUGACUGCAAUGAUAGUUCAACACAACAAAAAUGCAAUACACCCACACCCAUGGAUAGUGAAUCAAGUGAAAUGGAUUCUAGUCCAUCACACGACAACAUGGGAGCAACCGAUUUAAGAAAGUAAAUUACAAAAACAAUUUCGAAAUUCUCUUUAGGACAAGACAAUCAUAUGUAUAAACACACAUGUAAACAUAAACAAUAAUAUUUUUCAUAAACAAACAAACAAACGAAAACAUGUGGCAACUUUAAUAACUAACAACAUACCAACUCAAUCUUUUGUAUUGUGUAUGUUUUUUAGAUUGUAUUUGUUUUUUUGUAAAGAACAAAUAAAAGUUGCAUAAUUUAGUACCUCAUUAUUAUUAAAACAAAAAGAACAUUUUGUAUAAUCAAAGCUAAAGCUAUUUAACUAUAAAAAUCUUAAAAAUUUUUUCUCUAAUUUAGCUUAAUGGUAAUUUAUUUGUUUUUUUAUAUAUAAAUUACAAAUGGUAUUGUUUUUUUUUCAAAUGAGGUUUUAAAUGUAAACACUUUUUUUACAAAUAUUUAAGUUUGUUAGUUAAUAUAAGAAAUGUGCCAAUUUUUUUAUAAAUUUUAUCAUUUAAAUUCAUUUAAAAAAACCCUCCCCCCCACACACACACUCACAAUAAGUAGUUUAUGAACUUUUUUAACAUCACCGGUAGAAUCAUGGUGUUGUUGGAAAGAUAAAGGAAGAAAAUAUAAAAAUAUAUGUUUAGGAUCUUUUACAUAAAAUUUUAUCAAAGGUUUAUAAACCAAAUUUUUAUACAAAAUUGUUUUUAUAAACUUUUGAUAAAUAUUUAUGUUUAAGCAAGUUAGUUUUUAAGUAAAAACAAACAAUUUUCUUAGCACAGCCAAUUUUAUUUAAUAAUUUUUUAUUACUUUCAACAUUGUUUUUAUUAUUUUUUUAAAUAAACAUUGUUUUCCUUAUAACAAAACUCUUUUUAAAUGGAAAUUCUUAACAAACACUUUACAAUAUUAUUGUUUUUAGUUGUUAAAGAAAGAACAACAAGAGUUUAUUUUAUAAAUAACAAAUAAUACACACACAUACAUAUACACCCACUUACAUAUAAUAACAACUCAUAUUUAUUAGUUUAAAGAAAAAGCUUUUUGUGUUUUAUUUAACAGCUUUAACAAAUUUAAAAUUUUUUUUUUAAAAAUUUAUUUUACCUUAAAAAAAUUAAAUAAUUGCAAACGAAUGUGAUAGCAAAAAUUUAAAUAAAAAUUGAAAAAUUAACCUAAGUGUAUACAAUUAGCUACAGAAACAAAAAUAAUAUUUAAAACUCAAAAAAAAAAAUAUCUUUUAAAAAAAUAUAUUUAAAUAACUUAAAAUUUUUAACAAUUUAUUUCUUCCCUCUUUUUACGUUUUUGGCUUAGAAAA